Messenger RNA from Thermochaetoides thermophila DSM 1495, 2307 nucleotides. RefSeq lists its product as uncharacterized. NCBI's taxonomy places the organism in Eukaryota, Fungi, Ascomycota, Sordariomycetes, Sordariales, Chaetomiaceae. Bases 1 to 2307 code for a protein of 768 amino acids. The transcript is spliced from 7 exons. The record is from RefSeq and is a predicted model, not a curated record.
AUGCCAGCCCAGGGUCGUCCCGCGGCCUCUUGCCCUAGCAAACCGCCCGUAGACUCCGAGGCUAUAGCCCCUCUCUCCGAUCUCUUCACCAGCGGCUUCGAUUUCGCUUCACUAGACACCGCAGUUCACCAGCAGUCCGACCGCUCCAUCAUCGUCUCUCACAACGGCCGCCGUUAUCGCAUCGAGAGUAUCUCCGACCCGGAUCCUGUCCCACCAUCGACAUCUUUGUCCUCCUCCUCGAGCCGUCCCGCCCAGUAUCAUCACCGCGUGCCCAUCUCCCCUACGUCGGCGCAUCCAGCUGUCUCCUACUCCCAGGGUCACCCCCCUCCCGCGAUUCCCUCUUCCACAGCUCAGCAAUACGAAUCCGGCUCGCCCUCAUAUUCAACAUCUUAUUAUUACGCGUCCGCUUCUGUCAGUGCGCCUGGAUGGGGACGAUCUCCGGUUUCUUCAUCUCAUGUUAACUCCCAAUACCCCGCUACCACUACUGGUGGCUACUCCAUUUCCUUAGGGCAGCAGCAGCGCCCGCCUGCUGACCCUGCCCCGGGUCCGGAGCCCCACACCGCCGCGACCGCUCCUCAACAAGACGUCAGCGCGAUGAUGGCCCAACUCAGCAUCCAACAACCCCUUGGCGUGGUGCCUUUCUACGGUCUGUCCGACGGGGGAGCGGGCGCUGCCGAAGCCCUCGCUGCUAGGCAAGAGUCACACCCACAUUCGCCUACGAGCCCGACCCGUACAACACGCUCUUCGAGUAUUCCAUAUGAACAACAGCAACAUGAAGCCUAUAGCCAGGCUGGAUCCCCCCGACUGUCAUACAAUGGCCAACACGAUCAUUAUCCUUCCACCACCAACCCGGUAACUAUCCCCCAAGAAUGGCAAAACCCCAAUUAUUUCAGCUACACCGUCCAAAGCAACGCCCACUGCGUCCAAUCCCAGCAACAAGCUUUCACAACGGCCAGUCUCGAGCCUCUUGUCGCCGGCUCCAUCCCCAUAUCGCCCCCAGAGCGAGUAGCCGUAUCCGACGCAACAUCGCCGAUACAUUCUCCCUUUUCCCUCGAGAAGGAAGUCGUUCCGGUCAGCUCGCCUCACGCAAAUGACUACUACUACUCUCCUCAUCAACCCCAAGCCGCUGCCUGUCCGACGUCCUUGGCCCCGCCUCAUGCCUUGUCACCGAGGACGCUUUCGCAUCAGCCGAGCUAUGUCAACAUCAAUGCUGCCAUUUCUGGAGAUAUCGAUACGAGGACGCCCGUCGUGGUAAACCCGUCCCAGCUGCAGCCACCGCCACCGCCAUCGAUGUUUAGUGAUGUGGGGAGCUUGGGUAGGGAUAAUGUGCUGCCCGGGGAGGAUCUUGUAUUUGAGGGGCAGGUCAAUAGCGCCCGAGCACUUACAUCGCCCAUCGAGUUCCGUUCAGGGUGGUUAAAGGUGUUUCGGAACAACCAGACAAACGAUCUCAGAUUUCACUGCAGGGUUGACCGGGAAUCGGAAACUUAUCGAAUUAAAGCAAACGACGCUCAGCUGGUCCCAAUAUAUGCGUAUGAUCCGCGGAUGAGCAACGUUGUCUACAUCCGCGACAAGGAUGGCGAUAAGGGAUUGAAUGGGACCCCCAGUGGUAUUUACCGGUUCAUGAACGUAGAAGACCUAUUCAACUUCCAGGGGAAGCUCACCGGCGAGAAAGUUGUGUUUGACAUCGCCAUCGUCCGGAUGGUCACGCUGUGCCGGGUGAGCGCUCAAAGUAAGUUUUACAACUACUCCAAUGCCAGACUGCAGAUCUGGCACGAAAUGGAAGGACGCAAAUACGUCCAAUCAGACAAAGCCUCUAUUGUCACGGCCGGCACGGUGUUAUCUGGACCACGCCGCGACAGGGUCUCUGUGCCGAACUCACGCUUGGUCCUAUACCUGGGAAGAAUGGGACAGUAUAUUACUAUGUUGAUUACAGAUGACUGGGAAAUCAAGACAGAGGGGACAACGGUAGCUAAGAUACAGCCAAGGGGCACCAGUCUAUGGGAUAAAGUCGCGAGGAAGGGGUCCCGCUAUCCGUUUGUCAAAGCUCAUCUUGAAACCAAUGGCGCCCAGGAGUACGCAGCCUUCGAUAUACAUGGUCGUCUCGUUGAGAUCGACGACGCUGAAUAUGAGUCAUAUAAAACAUUUGAAAUUGAGUUCGAAACUCAGCCUAGUCUCGACAACUUCGUCCGCAAAUGGAGAGAAGUUCUCGGGGUUCGCAGAGCAGUCCGUGAACGCAUUGCUAUGACCAUGAACCAAACGGACAAAGAAGGAGGCCUUACAGGACGGCAAGCACUCAGAGUCCUUUGA